GAUACUGGUACAGACGAUAUAUCAACCGAUGAAAAAGUUAGAAAUGCUUCAAGAAGUUUCCGUCAAACUUUUGAUAUUCCAAUGACAGAAAGACUGGUAAAUUGUAAGUUAUCAAAAAUUAAAUUUAUUUUCUUUUUUCCUUUAUUUAAUAUAUAUAUAUAUGAUUUAUAG
Halteromyces radiatus is the source of this 171-nucleotide messenger RNA. RefSeq lists its product as uncharacterized. The annotation marks the transcript as partial. The record is from RefSeq and is a predicted model, not a curated record. NCBI's taxonomy places the organism in Eukaryota, Fungi, Mucoromycota, Mucoromycetes, Mucorales, Cunninghamellaceae. The transcript has a single exon.